CAAACUACUACUGGUAAAAUGGUUGGACGGUCCGGAUGUCUAUACUUGACAUUUACCACCCUUCAUAUUCCCUUGUUAUAGACUAUCUGCUUAUACAUUCUUACAUGCCCUCUUUGGGCAGGGUGCCAAAGGCCUGCGCUGGCGCAAGGUCGGAUUAAUAUAACCUAUUUAUAACCAUUACCUAGGAUAUUUUGAAAACCUUUCAAGUUAUUCACAAUGAGAUAUGCAGAUUUAUAUCUGUUGUCUCUAUUAGCAUUGCAGUUACGUCUGUGUUUCACUUCAACAUGUCCCCUGGUACUGAAGACAAAUGCUCAGGUGGAGCGAAGGCUCUUGAAUGAAGGUUUUCACAGAGAUCUAGAAACUACUGUGUUUUUGUCAUCCCCAGAAAAUUUACAGAGUUGCAUUGCACUUGUAAAGGAUAUUUAUCCUCCAGGAUCUUAUGUGGAUCCCAAUCAACUACGAUUUCUCAAGCCUUUUGGAGGUCCAGAUUUUUAUAUUCCUCAGAUGAUAAAUGUUGAAACACCUGAACAUUUUUCUCCAAGAAUCAUGGCUUAUUACUUUGUUCGCCCACAUCCCAUGGAUGAUGGACGAUGGCUAAUCAACAUGACCAUUCCAGUUCACUUUCGAUAUCACAGAGCAAGAAGUGGGACAUCUCAUCCUCUAGAAGUAGGUGUAAGAUUGCCACAUCCACUAAUAAUGUUGCAGUGUGAAGAUGUUGGAGGAGAUGCAUGUAGAGCACUAGCCCAAUUAGAGCCAUGUCCACCUAGUGGGAGAGAUCAAUGUGAAUGGCUCCCUGUGCAUACAUUUAGUACAUCUGAAGCUGUUAUGGGCAUCAUACCAGUGGGAAACACUGAUCUUCUUGACACAGUUCUUGUUACAACAACUUGUGUCACUGCAGGUGCAACUCUGCUGAUUUUAGCCUCACUCAAGAAGAAAACCUGAAAGUUUUGUAGUCUGGCCAGUAAGUGUCAAUUUUUAAGCCCAUAUAGGUGCCAUGAGAAAAAAAAAUUUGUAUAGUUUAUCUGUGUUACAUUUACUGAGCUGUUGAAGAAAUAGGCUUCCAGUUAGUCACAUAGCAGUUACCAUCUAGUUGUUACCAAAGAUUAAUAUUUAAAGAUACUUUAA
This is a messenger RNA of Macrobrachium nipponense, 1125 nucleotides long. RefSeq names its product phosphatidylinositol-glycan biosynthesis class X protein-like. The record is from RefSeq and is a predicted model, not a curated record. The transcript is spliced from 6 exons. Gene Ontology annotation, biological process: GPI anchor biosynthetic process. Lineage: Eukaryota; Metazoa; Arthropoda; Malacostraca; Decapoda; Palaemonidae. Gene Ontology annotation, cellular component: endoplasmic reticulum membrane. The coding region runs from base 217 to 942 and encodes 241 amino acids.